ACAGAAUCUUUCAAUCCACAAUCUCUCCCGUAUCGCCAUUGAUAUUUGCUAGCUGCGAGCACCGGAAAUGGCGGAGCAUCACGAACAACCGGAGAAGGUCAACGGUGCACCGGUGGGGGACAAGCACCACAAAGCCAAGCGGAUCCACCGGGAGGAGACACUCUACGGCAUUCUCCACCGUGUGCUGGCGACGAUCUUCUUCCCUGAUCCGAGCAGCAGUGCUGCGUCAACCCCGCUGUUGCAGCGAAUCAAACUAUCUCUCUCUGAGAACGGGCAUCAGCUUCCUGAGGCUUGCAAAAACACCGGCCAGCAUAUUCUCCUCUGGACUCGCAGAGGCAGCCAUCUCCGCGCACUCCUCGUUAUCUCUGCUGGAACUAUUUCUCUUCUUACAUUGACAGGAUUGCUUAUAUUUGUGCUUUUCUUUUUGGCUGCAACUGUCAAUGCCGUAGUCAUCUCUCUUCUCAUGUCUUUGGCUGCUGCAGGAGGCUUCUUGGCUCUGUUCUUUAUUUGUGUAAUGGCUAUUUAUAUUGGUGCAUUAUCGGUUGCCGUAGUUACUAUUUCUACUGCAACAAUUUCAGCAAUUGCAGCUGUUCUGAUAGUCACAGGUUGGAUUGGAUUCUUUUGGACCAUAUGGGUGGCUACUAAGAAAAGCGUAAGCCUUGCUAAGAACUCACUGAGCAAGACUGGAUCAGCACUUUCAGCCUACUCUUCUGGCCGCCAUACCCACGGCCAUGAUGUUCCAACUACUCUGUAAAUGGUAGUCCAUGUAAGUAGAGAAAAAAAUCAUAUAUGGUUUAGAUCUUUGUACAAUUUGUCUGCUUUUUGGAGAGUUUUGUGACAAUGCCUGCGAUUCCACGCAAAGGGCUGUUGCUUGAUGCUAAUCACUUUGGGAUCAUAACUUUAACGGUAUUUUAGUGCUGUUUAUCAAGAUAUGUUUUGAGAGUUAGUAGUGUCAUCUUUUCUGAGUUGCUCAUGCUCCCAAAGUACUUCAAGCUAGCUUCGAACUGCCUUUGUGUACAAAGUAUCAACAAAUUAGAUUUUCUGCUUUUGUUUUUACUUUCCUUGUUUAUAUAUGAUCAUUUCUGUUUUUGAGCAUCAGUAUGUAUGUUGUGUUAUAGACCAAGUAAUACUAAAAACUUUUCAAUUUU
Messenger RNA from Rubroshorea leprosula, 1148 nucleotides. NCBI's taxonomy places the organism in Eukaryota, Viridiplantae, Streptophyta, Magnoliopsida, Malvales, Dipterocarpaceae. The record is from the annotation of a GenBank genome assembly.